Molecule: messenger RNA, 6867 nt
Organism: Spodoptera litura
Lineage: Eukaryota; Metazoa; Arthropoda; Insecta; Lepidoptera; Noctuidae
Source: RefSeq, a predicted model, not a curated record
UUGCCAAUUAAAAAAUAAUAAAUGCUGCCUUAAUGGCAACUAAAAAAAAUAAUGUAGUUCGUUUGCCGUCUGUGGCAGAAGAAGGCACAAACCGCACGUCAGAAGGAGAAGAUAACGAUGGGAGUGAAAUUAACGCUGGUUCCUCUCGAGUCCUCUCUGCAGCCACCUCUAGAGAAGAAGAUGAUGACUCCAGUAAUAAUGCAAGCAGCGAAAGCAAGAGUCCUGGCCAGAGGCGACCGAUCAUUGCAUCGAGUUCGUCAAGCUCUCGCAAGUCCAUGCAGGACACUGAGAGGGCGGAGUCAGACACAGACAAACGCGGCCAUAAAUGGAGACACGUCCAAGCUGUCAUGGCAUACUACCAGGCACUCAGGAAAAUAAAGAGAACAAAAUCGAACCAAAGAUGGAUGAAGUUGCGAACGACAGUGCAGCUCAGUUCAGCUAUACAGAAGAAACCGCCGUUGAAGAGAGAAGACUCUUUUUUAAAGAGAUUUUCCACUAGACAGACACCGCUAACACAAGAAACUGUAGAAGACACAGGAUCAGAAGGCGCCACAGGAGACCACAGAUCUACGAACAGACAAAGAAGACGAAAGAUCAGAGCACCGCGCACCGUUGUCAACCCUGACGAGAACUUCUUCUUCUACUGGCUCUGGUUAAUCACCAUCUUUGUGCUGUACAACCUUUGGACCCUCAUCGUGAGACAGAGCUUCCCUGAAUUACAGAUAAUGUGCCAUCAUUUCUGGUUGACGUGUGACGGCAUCAGCGACGUGGUCUUCGCUCUGGAUCUCGUCGUGCAAUUCCGAACUGGUUACCUGGAGCAAGGACUGAUGGUUUACGAUUCCAAGAAACUAGCGAAACAUUACAUAAAGUCGCGGAAUUUUCUUUUGGACAUCGUUUCGCUGGCACCCCUAGACUUACUGCAACUACAUAUUGGCACCAACCCUAUCAUCCGCUUUCCUAGAUUUUGUAAGGUUUACAGAGCAGUAGACUUCUACUACAUAGUGGAGUCGAGGACAGUGUACCCCAACUUCUGGCGCGUCAUCAACCUGAUACACAUACUUCUCAUCCUAGCGCACUGGUUCGGCUGCUUCUACUUCUUGCUGUCCGAAGCUGAGGGGUUCCAGGGCGACUGGGUGUACCCCCACCGGCCUGGUGACUAUGCGACCCUGACGAGAAAGUACCUGGGCUCCCUCUAUUGGUCGACCCUCACUCUCACCACCAUCGGGGACCUGCCAACUCCAGAGACCAACGCCGACACCCAAGGAGGCCCCAAAUUUCUGCCGCGCCGCGGGCUCAAAUCCCGCCUGCUGCAGUUCAGGUCCAAUCGAGGGUACGUAUUCACAAUAGUGAGCUAUUUGAUUGGCGUGUUCAUAUUCGCCACUAUAGUGGGGCAGGUCGGCAAUGUUAUCACAAAUAGGAACGCGAACAGACUCGAGUUCGAGAGACUUCUAGACGGCGCCAAAACUUACAUGAGACAUCAUAAGGUGCCAGGUGGUAUGAAACGGCGUGUGCUGCGAUGGUACGAUUACUCUUGGUCCCGGGGUCGGAUUCAAGGGGGCGGGGACAUAAAUACAGCCUUGGGCUUGCUCCCGGAUAAACUGAAGACAGAACUUGCUUUGCACGUCAAUUUGAGUGUUCUGAAGAAGGUAACAAUAUUCCAAGAGUGCCAACCAGAGUUCCUUCACGACCUCGUUUUGAAAAUGAAAGCAUACAUAUUCACUCCCGGAGAUUCCAUUUGUAGAAAAGGUGAAGUGGCUCGUGAAAUGUUUAUUAUAGCAGAUGGCAUAUUAGAAGUAAUAUCAGAACAAGGGAGAGUACUCACUACUAUGAAGGCAGGAGACUUCUUCGGAGAAAUUGGAAUACUAAACCUCGACGGAUUGAACAAACGAACUGCAGACGUCCGAUCAGUCGGCUAUUCCGAAUUAUUCUCCUUAUCUCGCGAAGAUGUGCUCGCAGCUAUGAAGGACUAUCCCGAAGCCCAGGAAAUCCUACAAACCCUAGGAAGAAAACGCCUACAAGAAGCUAAAAAUAUGUCCAAAAAAUGCAAAGGACGCAAGCCCAGACAAGAUGCUAAAACAAUAACGAAGAAUUUAAAAGGCGAAAUAAGUCCCGACAAGAUGUCUGGCGACGACAGUACAUCUAAAAGGAUCGUACACAAGCUUCGGAGCGACGUUAAGGGCAUUCGCAAUGCAAUCCGAAGCAGAUCUCGCGCUGGACGUAGAUCUGGAGAGUCAUUAGAACUACAAGCGUUAGCUGGAGCUGAGAGGGCUGGCACUGCAGAAGGAAAGGUUCUAAGAAGAAUGCCAAGAGUCGAAAGUGAUGAUUCGGCUCAUCCGCAUAAUCAAGAUGAUAACAAUGGAGAAACAACAUCUGGUAGCAAAGAUGGUGAGAAAUGUAUAUCACCAAUAGGAGCAGGUCUUCCAUUACUAUCACGAUUAAAACUACUUAAAGAAAAACAGGAUCGUGAAGAAAAAGUAGCCAAACAAAGGCAUUCUACCUCUUCAGUUUUAUCUUUGACACCACAACCAACUCCUUCGACUAGUUCAGCACCAGAUGCUGAACCAGAAGUAAUUGGAGCUGGCCUUCCUUUGAUACAAAGAUUGCUCUUACUUAAAGCAAAAGAGGAAAGAGACAAGAACCAACUUACUCCCACUAUGAGCAAUCAGCCCUCCAGUUCCGACACUAUUAGCCCCACUUCUAUCAAAAGUCCAUUGAGUCCCACAAUAAAGACUCUUAGUCCAAUCAGAAAAGGUUCAGAAUCCAGCUCCCCGGGCAAACUUCAAAGCCCAACCACGAAAACAUCCAGGAAAAAUUCUUCUGGAUCAAGUGAUGGAACAUCUCGACCCAAAGUUAGUUUUAGAGAUAAAAUAUUACAAGUUCAGAGCGAUGGUACAGCUGUAUGUCAACCAUUAAAUAAAGAUACCAGCGAAAAGCCUGCUGCCGUCGUAGAACCUACACCAAAAACAGAAAGCAACUUAAUUUCAAUACCACACUCCGUUGUCAGUAAAAUUAAAUCCCCAGCAAAAGCUGUAGGUACUACGUUUCGAGAUAAAUUGAAACUAUUACAAAGUGGACCAAAGGACACUGAUAAUGCAUCAACAGAAAAGGCUAAAUCAGCUUCAUUAGAAAAAGCACCAGUAGAGAUAAGUCCGUUACCAACAACUGAGGCCAAAGAAGAACCAAAAAGUAAAAAGCCUUGGACUAAACUUAAGAAGGCAGCUAUACUAGGAGAAUCAAAAAGCCAAAGCAAAAGUAGUUUAGAUGAAAAGAAAGAUGAAAGUAUAAAUACGAGUAGUGAGAAAAAAGAUGAAGGUAUAGCGGAGGCAGUUGUAAAUAUAUGUGUGCCUAUAGUAACCACAGCGGAGCUUGUUAAAAUAGACAAUAAUAAUGUUGAAGUUGCUAGUGAUAAUGAUAAAGAUAAACCUAAGCUUUGCUUAACAGGCCCUUUGGAACCCGUCCAAGAGAAAUCAUUAGAUUUAUUAACUUUAUCUCCCAAGAAAAAUGUUAAUAACGUUACAAAGCCAGCUGAAACUAAGACACAUAUGUCACCGGGAAUGUUGUUACCCAAAGUUAAAAAAUAUAGGUCAAUAGAUGAUUUAUCGCCAGAGUACGGUGGACUACCAUUCGUCAAAAAGCUAAAAAUCUUAAAUGAACGACAGAAAUUAGCAGAACUAGAAAAAGUUGUGAAAAUUAGAAGUUCUAGUUUAGAUUGCACUAGUUCGUCUGAAGAUUUGCUUUGUGAUACGUUAACUAGAAGUCAUUCUGAAGGUAGCACUAUGGAUAAAAGAAAAUUCAAGCGGAAAUCUAUCGAUUCAUGUCGAAGUCAUGAGUCUAACGAAACUUUAGAACGAAGAGAAUUGAAGUCUAUUUUAAAGAAGCUGUCUGAAGAUGUCACUCCGGCUGAAAGUCCUGAGCGUAGUAAUGAGUUAAAGAGAUUAAUUCGUGCUCCGACUUUGGAAGGAUACGCGGCAAGACAUUCAAAGUUUGCCAAGAGUGUUACGUUCCAUCGUCACACAUUACCCUCGCCGCCUGGAAGUGCUCCAGCUGAUUAUCAAAAUGAUGAUGUUUUCACGAUGCCAGAAGUGAAUAUCAGUUCGAUGCCCCAAAUUUCUCCACCUCCCCCGCCCGAUGUUGAAGUUACGGUACCAGAAAUGCCCAACAAUCAAAUCGCAAGAUCAGCCGAACCCAAUGCGCCGACAGACUAUGGGUUAAACAUAAGGGCUGAAUACGAACUUCAACAGAACAUUGAUCCAAUGAUAGACUUAAAAUCACUAAGACCUGAAGAAAUUAAAGUGCCUUCAGAGAAACCUAAGCUAACUUUAAUAUCAGCGGUCGCAAAUCAAAGAAAACUGUUGCGAGGUUUGUAUUCAUUAACAGGCUCCAUUGAGGAACAGGAAUAUUUUGGCGAAGUACUGUUAGGUAUCAAACAAGUUAUACAAGGACACCUACAUGAUGUCCAGGGAAAAUUUCAGGAAAGGUUCAACAGUUUAGAAAACGAGGUUCGAAAACGGGAUGAAAUAAUAAGUCAACUCCAAAAACGUAUCCAAGAGUUAGAAAAAUUAGGGCUUUCUGGUAUGAGCCCAACUGCACCACCAUCUGGAGAGGUGCCUUCAAUAGUUCCUGAGUCAGUAGAACCUACUUCUACCAGUCAGCCAAUAUCAAAAAGUGCUAGCUCGGGUAGUGAAGAUGCUUCAGCUGCCGAAGAAGGAUUUAUGAGGGGUGAUUCACUCGAUACCGUUUUCGCAACAUCACCACCAACAGCAAGCGCUGACGAGGCAGAAAGAGACAGGUCACCAGAAAACGAAACUGCUGGCGCAAAAGAAACCCUGUCUCCCGACGACCUCACUGAAGAAAACCUUAGAGAACUAACAGAAGGAAUCGAACUAUCAAAGUUAAGUUACGCAGAACUACAAAACUUAGCCGUGUCACUUUCACGAACUGAUAAGACUUCUUCGAGUAGAGAGCAAUGGACUAUCAGCAAAUCGAAGAGAUUAGAUCUAAACUUAGACGGCAAAGCUGGAACAUAUUCGAGAAAACGUGCAGCCAAAUUGAAGCAACGAAAGUCUUGGGAAGACCAAAGUGACCAAGAGAGCAUGGAGAUGCAAGACUUGACGAGGCCACUUUCUCCCCACACCACUUCAGAAGACCGGUCUCUCUUAAGCCCGGAACAGUCCAGUUUGCGCUCCAGUAGGAGACACUUCCAUUUCUUCGGAUCACAUCUUGACAACACGAAGUCGAAGAUCAAAAAAACCUUGUCGGUGGACACUGGAAUGCAUCACACUGGGAAGAAUGAAAGGAGCAUCUGUUAUUCAGAGGGCCGGUCGCGGCAGCAUCGCAAGUUCAGUUUGGGUUCCCUCUUCCACCGGACCCCAACUCAAAAACCUACGAACAACUGCAACGAUGUCGUGCUCGAUAUGGGCAGUGACUACAGCUGGAGUGAUGCAGGAUCAACGUCGUCUAGCAGUGAUUCAGAGUCAUUACCUCGUACGCCGAUGUUCGAAGAGUUUGUAGAGAACAACUCAAGGAGAGGCCGAGCCAGCAGCUCUAGUCAUGGCAGCUCGUCACCUAUUAGAGCGUUACCUGGAAGUGGGGGUGACUGGGAGGUUAUGAUGCUGGCGGAUGAACUGGAGAAGAGGGAACGAGAAAAGGAGAGAGAAGAUGCUAGGAGACACCUAUACCCAACAACGUUAAGAGACUUGGAAGAGGAAUCAGACACCCCUCAGCGAGAUGACAGUCCGGACGAGUACUCGAACAUCGAAGACUCCAACUCCUCAUCCACCACCCACCUGCUCUCCCAGUCCAUCAGUGAUGCGUCACAGCGGUCUUUGGAGACUUCCUUUACUGAACAAACCAGUAGAAUCGGGAGGGAGCCGAGGCAGAGACGUGUUGGGUCCGUGGGAGAGCCGGUACAACCCGACUCCUCCUUCCGCCAAUCGCGAGGUCUCAUCCUCCGAGCCGCGAGCUUAGACCGAGAGACCACCCCGACCACCUCCACAGGCGCGCGCCGCUUCGGCUCCCUCAAGAGUGCCAGCACUGAUUCGCACAAGAGACUCUGAUCCGCUUGGCCGAGCGGACACGCCCAGUCCGACGCCUUUCAAAGAGGUCCAAAUGAAAGUAAUGUGAUACAAGAUACGGCUCAAAAUUCUCAGGUAACUGUAAAUCAGAAUGAUUUAGGAAGGGGUAAGAAUGAUCUCAACGAGGGUAAAAGUGAUUUACAUAGGGGUAAAAGUGAUCAAAAUGGGAGUGAUCAUAAUAAAAAUAGUUUAGGUAAGGAUGGUGCACGUCAAGGAAUGGACGGAGGGAAUGGAGGCCAAAACGAUAGAGAGAUUAGAAAUAAAGAUAAUAACGAACGAGAGAAUGCGAAUCCGAACAUAUUCGAUCAGCUGACAGUCAGCGGUCAAUUACUGAUCGUCAUUAUUUUUUUUGACGAUGAAUUUGACUAUGUAAUUUUCUUAGUACUACAAUAAGUAAACUGUGUUGUGUUGAGUGAAUAUUGUAUGACUGGUUUAUACUUGGCAUUGGACAAUUUGGAAAAAAUGCUACAUUUUUCUAAAAUAGGUAUUAAUAUUAUUAUCGCAUUCUCUAAACUUCUAAACUCACAUUAAUUUGUAGAUUAUAACCAUAGUAGCAUAAUAUUGAAAAAUAAAAUGCAGAAAAAAAUUCUAUUGUUUUUUUCUAAUUCGUCUAUUGUCAAGUGUGUGUGUUAAACUAUAUUUCUAUUUCAUCUACUCUUUAUCGUAGUUCUAUCCAUCUAUCGUAAUCUAUCUAGGAAACUAAUGUAGAUAUUCUAGAUUUAGUAUAGCAUAUAGUUUAGUACCUAUAUUUGUUUAGUAUAUUAUUUUAAAUUAUAACUAUAUUCUAGUCUUG